AUGCUGCCAACCCAACAUAUAUUAACCCGCCAGCUAAUGCGCCCUGGCUUGCCCAGGGUGUAUCGUGUGGCAUGUGCUCAAGGGCUUCGUUACAACUCCUUGGAAGCAGGCGAAAAUAACACUGGACAUAUCAGUGUUGAUGCCAAGGAAGGUGUACUGUUUUUCAACAGUAAGUCUUUCUGCCCAUCUACAGCAACAAGCAUAUCCCUAAGCAAAAGUAAUCAGNACUUGUAUCCUUUGAGACUGCAAUGGCUCCUUCGUCUACCGCUUUUGAGCGCCGACAGACUGUUCUCGACACUGACUGGAGGUGACAAAUCUAUGGGAGCUAUCGAUCCUCAGAAAGUCAUCAAGAGGGCACAAGAAGCUACCCCUGACAAGCCUGUACAAGCGAACGUGGUCGAAGUACUGCCCAGAGUUAAAGAGGGCGGUGCUUUCGUCAAAUUUUCGUAUGAUUCUGGCUCAAAACUAUCCGACAUCGAAGCCGCAGUACAGAAGCAUCUCCAGGAUCAUCAAGUAAAGCCUUGGUGGGCACCCAUAACCAAUGUCCGAGCAGGACUGGUCAAGGGCAAGCCAUGGGUUGAGGACUUGUAUCGCCUGCCUAGUCAGCGAUUGAGAAUCGAAUUCUUGCCUACAGCCCCUGGAGGUGACGUUGCAGAACUAUCUCAAGAGCAGCUAUAUGCUUUCUUCAGACCUUAUGGAAAGCUGGCAGAUAUCAUCUCUCAGCCUUCGGAUUCGAAGAUCCUACCCAAGUUUGCCAACGUCGACUUUACGGCGGUGAGAAAAGCAGUCAUGGCCAAGGUAAGGACCUUUUCGGACCGAAUCUUAAAUGCAAUACUGACUGCUUCCAGANAUUGUUUGCAUGGCUAUGUUGUUUCAGAGGAACAGGGAGGUGGUAAGCUCGGGACAGUCUUCAGGAUCAGUUAUGAGAAGAAGCAGAAAGCACGGUGGUUUAUCGAUUGGCUCACGAACCAUCCUCGCAUAGCCAUUCCAGCUAUCGCCGCUCUCGUCGCUGGUAUCACCGUCGCAGUUUUCGAUCCUAUCCGUACCGCAUUCAUCAAGGGGCACAUCACCCGAACGCUUCAUCUCGAGGAUAAUAGAGUCUACCGCUGGUUCAAGAAGCAGGCAAGCGACCUCCUUGAUGUUGUACGUCUCAGAUCACACACACCCGACGAAGCUGGAAUGGAAGCUAUUUGGGAAGAUCAGAGAGGAAACAUCAACCAGAUCAAGACCUGGCUAAUGGAAACGGCCGACACUUUCAUCGUAGUCCAGGGACCACGUGGAUCUGCCAAGCGAGAGCUGGUCGUUGACCAGGCCUUGAAAGACCGCAGGAACAAAUUGGUUCUCGACUGUAAACCCAUCCAGGAAGCUCGUGGAGACUCGGGCACCAUUAAUGCUACAGCGGCAGAAGUCGGUUAUAGACCUGUCUUCAGCUGGAUGAACUCAAUCAGUGGACUGAUCGAUCUCGCAGCCCAAGGAGCUACUGGUGUCAAGACUGGCUUCUCCGAAACCUUGGACUCUCAGCUUACCAAGAUCUUCACAAACACACAAACAGCUCUGAAGCAGAUCGCACUCGACGGAAGGAAGAAAGACGAUAGAGAUGCCAAUCUCAGUGACGACGAAUAUCUUGAAGCGCAUCCAGAGAGACGACCUGUCGUUGUCAUUGACAACUUCCUGCAUAAGAGCCAGGAGGGCACUGUUGUCUAUGACAAGAUCGCUGAAUGUCUUUCCGACACAAGUAUCGAGGUUGCUAAGCGCUUCGUUAUCAACCACAUUGAUUUCGAGAGUGAAGACGCAGAAGCUGGUAUCAAGCAAUUGACUCCCUCCCAACGUCGCAAAGAUCUCGGGGAGCUCGAUGGUGUUCUACCUGCUCUGGGUGGUCGUCUCACAGAUCUCGAGUUUUUGGCGCGCAGAAUCAAGGCUGGAGAGACACCGCGCAAAGCUGUCCGCGAGAUUGUUGAGCAAUCUGCUAGCGAGAUCUUGAAGAUGUUCGUGCUCGGCCAGGAAGACGGUGGCCGUCAAUGGACACCUCAACAGGCCUGGCUACUCAUCAAGCAGCUUGCCAAGGACCAAAGCAUACGAUACAACGAGAUCUUGCUGUCGGAUUCAUACAAGUCCGGCGGUGAGAAAGCACUUGCAGCUCUUGAGCAAGCAGAGCUUAUCGCCAUCCAAUCCUACAACGGCCGUCCAUAUGCCAUCAAGCCCGGUCGUCCAGUCUACCAGCCUGCGUUCGAGAAGCUGACUCAGGAUAAGGUCCUGCAGUCACGCAUGGAUCUCGCAGUCUUGGCAGAGGGCAUCAAGGCCGAAACGCAGAGUAUUGACAAGUACGAGCAAGAGUUGCACCUUCUGGGUGAACUGCCGAGACAGCCGGCGGAGUUGACAAGCCGUGUCAACUAUCUCUUGACCAAGAUUAUGGCCAGUCAAGCCAAGGUCGAGGCUUACGAGAAGCAGAGCGGGGAUCUCAAGAAGAUUUUGACUACAGAAUACUAG
Messenger RNA from Aureobasidium vineae, 2487 nucleotides. Lineage: Eukaryota; Fungi; Ascomycota; Dothideomycetes; Dothideales; Saccotheciaceae. The record is from the annotation of a GenBank genome assembly.